AGGCGACAUGACAAUGACGAACGCAGAAUCAACCUCUGGACCAGGACAGGAGAGCAUGGAUUCUUCUAAUGCCCAAGAUCGAUUACCGACCGCGCCGCAGAAAACUCGUGUAUCGCUAGCUUGCAAGAGGUUUCAACCUGAUACCAGCCAUGGUCAAAACCAAAACGUGCCAGAGGGCGAUAUGGCUGAACAGUAUCGUUCGCCUCAUUCGUCUCCAAUAGAUCUGAUGUCCGAUGAUACGGACUUCGUGGGAAGAACGUCCCUGGUAGGAGGCGUAGCUCAUCUGUCUCUAUGUGCUUCUGGUACAAUCGAUUCGCAGUCUGAACCGUACUACGUCGGAUCUAGCUCUGGCUCCAUGAUCGCACGGAUCAUUCAAGCCUCGAUAUCUGGACAUUCGAAAUCAAGGACAGUGAACGAAGCUGCAGCUUCUACAGAACAACAAAACCGAUCAGGAUCGAUACCGCCACCCCAAACAGUUCAAUCUGAUGAGAUUCCUCUUGGCUUUCCCGAGAUGCAGCAAGCUCGCAUGCUCUUUGAUAAGUUCUUCGAACGCAUUCACAGUCGCUGGCCCAUACUGGACCGCAGGAUCUACGAAGAUUUGUUUGCGAAGCAGUUUAUCUCCGAAGCUCUGACGGUUGUUGAGCGAAGUAUCUUCCACUUGAUAUAUGCUAUCACGGCUCGUUUCUUGUCGUUGACCAAAAGACUACAGACUGUCGACCCUGAGUUUCUAGUGCUCCUUGGUGUGCAUGGUCAAAGAUAUCCGUAUGGUGCUGGAGCCUGGUCUCAGAUUCGUUACGCUACCUCGAUUUGCAUCGAGAUGGGUCUACAUAGAAAGAGGUCGCACCCAGAAUCAGAGAAGCAAGCAAGAGAUGAGGAACUCCGUCGUAGGAUUUUCUGGUCUUGCUAUGGUCUAGAUCGCUCGACAAGCAUUGUGCUCGGUCGAGCUUUUGCAAUGNCUGACAGGGACAUUAAUGUGGAGCUUCCGAGUGCUGCCAGUCGGUUCUGGACGCUGACCCACAAAGAGAUUCGAGAUCCAACUCAAAGUGUUUGGUCUAAUGUUGAUCCUUUUAUACACAUCAUUAAGCUUGAUCGAAUUCAUUCAAGAAUCCAUAAGGUCGUGUUUCGGGCAGACAGAGAUGUCUUGAAGGGCACAGCCGAAAUACAAGCUAAGCGUGAUCGUAAGAUGGCAACCAUCAGGGCAGAUUUGGACAAGUGGAUCGAGAGCUACCCUCAGACACCUAAGAACGGAAACAAGACUACUUGGAUGUAUGAUCCGGAAAGCGCUUACCUGGACGCUAGAGACUUUUAUGGCACGUCAGACUCGCGUUUCCACGUUUGCGCUAGUUCGGCAGCCGCUGUCUGCACUGCGUACAAGCGACUUAACCAGAACAAGACUCCGACAUAUACUAUGAUCUCUCUGCAUUCAUGCUUUGUCGCCGGUCUAACCCUAAUCUACUGCAUCUGGCGAGAUCGAUCCCUGUUCUCCUACGAGAUCCUCGAGGCAACAAGAGACUGCUCACAAAGUUUGACCAUCUUUGGCGAAAAGUGGCCAGGUGCAGUCAAAUAUCGAGACGUGUUCGACGAGCUUUCGGGAAAUCUUCUCAAAAGCAUUGUCAAUCCAGGACCUUUGCGCCAGCCUUCUCUUGGAUCUUGCCAGAGUCUUGUCACUUCAGAGAAUGCCUCUGGCGUACAUAUUCAAGCACAGCAGACUCAGCAAGCGAUGUAUGGACAUACUGUGGUCCCUUCAGACAGACCUGCGAACGUCGUCAACACUCCCAUUAUUUCGGCCGCCAUCAGGGAAGCAUUCAUGGAGGUUGAUGAAGAGGCUCCAGGUGGUUGGCAGGGGUGGCGGAUGUGGAACGAAACGGUCAGUGACAACACUUCUCACGUGGUCGACCCGGACCCGGGAUACCGUGUACAUGGACAGACAUUUGCACAAGCGAGCUGGGAGGGCUAUGAAAAUGUAUACGCUGUGGAUCCUGUGCAAGAUGCGGUCAUGCACACGGAAAAUUAUGGCGCCAUGACUGAUGGUGAUUGGACCUACAGAGCA
Messenger RNA from Aureobasidium vineae, 2050 nucleotides. NCBI's taxonomy places the organism in Eukaryota, Fungi, Ascomycota, Dothideomycetes, Dothideales, Saccotheciaceae. The record is from the annotation of a GenBank genome assembly.